Molecule: messenger RNA, 1545 nt
Organism: Agelaius phoeniceus (red-winged blackbird)
Lineage: Eukaryota; Metazoa; Chordata; Aves; Passeriformes; Icteridae
Gene: PELI2
Product: pellino E3 ubiquitin protein ligase family member 2
Biological process (GO): regulation of Toll signaling pathway; protein polyubiquitination
Molecular function (GO): protein binding; ubiquitin protein ligase activity
Source: RefSeq, a predicted model, not a curated record
CCCCGCGGUGUAGUGGCCGUUGCCGCUGGCCGGCGGUGCAGAGCGGAGCAGAGCCCGCUCGGGACGCGCUCCCGCACCGGCGGCCGGGACGGGGCAGCCCGGCCCGGUGCUCCCACAGCGGCGGCCCCAUGUUUUCCGCCAGCCAGGAGGAGCUGUGCGCGCUGAACAAGGAGCCCGUCAAGUAUGGGGAGCUGGUGGUGCUGGGGUACAAUGGAUCCCUCCCUAAUGGUGACAGGGGGCGCAGGAAAAGCAGAUUUGCCCUUUAUAAACGAUCUAGAGCAAGUGGAGUUAAACCCAGCUCUGUCCAUGUCAUCUCUACCCCCUCUCAAACUUCAAAGGUGAAUUAUGAGAGGCAUGACUCCAACCCUCUGCAGGUGGAAUUUUUGGCUGCGUUUGAAGACAAGGAAAAGUACCGAGGUGAACAGCCUGGGGCAAUCAGCUCAAAAGGCCACCACAGCAUCUCUUACACAUUAUCCAGAACCCAGACAGUUAUAGUGGAAUAUAUUCAUGACAGAGAUACUGACAUGUUUCAGGUUGGGAGGUCGACAGAAAGCCCCAUAGACUUUGUAGUAACAGACACUAUUUCAGGAAAUCAAAAUAGUGAUGAAACCCAGAUUACCCAGAGCACCAUCUCCCGAUUUGCCUGCAGGAUUGUUUGUGACAGGAACCCACCCUACACAGCAAGGAUCUUUGCAGCUGGCUUUGACUCAUCCAAAAAUAUAUUUCUUGGUGAGAAAGCAGCCAAGUGGAAGAACCCUGAUGGCCACAUGGACGGACUGACAACCAACGGGGUGCUGGUGAUGCACCCCAAGGGAGGCUUCACGGAGGAGUCCAAGCCCGGGGUGUGGAGGGAGAUCUCUGUCUGUGGGGACGUCUACACGCUCCGGGAGACCAGGUCUGCUCAGCACAGGGGCAAACUGGUAGAAAACGAGACCAACGUGCUGCAGGACGGCUCCCUGAUCGACCUGUGCGGGGCCACGCUGCUGUGGCGGACGGCGGACGGGCUCCUGCACUCGCCGACGCAGAAACACAUCGAGGCUCUGCGGCAGGAGAUCAACGCCGCCCGGCCCCAGUGCCCCGUGGGCUUCAACACGUUGGCCUUCCCCAGCAUGACCCGCAAGGACGUGGUGAAGAAGAAGGACGUGGAGGAGAAGCAGCCUUGGGCCUACCUCAGCUGCGGCCACGUGCACGGCUACCACAACUGGGGCCACCGCAGCGACGCGGAGGUGAACGAGCGCGAGUGCCCCAUGUGCAGAACCGUGGGCCGCUACGUGCCCCUGUGGCUGGGCUGCGAGGCCGGCUUCUACGUGGACGCCGGGCCCCCCACGCACGCCUUCACCCCCUGCGGACACGUGUGCUCCGAGAAAACUGCCAAAUACUGGGCCCAGAUCCCGCUGCCUCACGGCACUCACGCCUUCCACGCCGCCUGCCCCUUCUGCGCCACGCAGCUCACCGGAGACAACUGCGUCAAGCUCAUCUUUCAGGGCCCCAUCGACUGAGGAACCGCACGGAAAUGACCACAAUAAAAAGUGUUUUUGAACGGUU